Saccharomyces mikatae IFO 1815 is the source of this 1221-nucleotide messenger RNA. RefSeq names its product Cnm1p (gene CNM1). Lineage: Eukaryota; Fungi; Ascomycota; Saccharomycetes; Saccharomycetales; Saccharomycetaceae. The transcript has a single exon. The record is from RefSeq and is a predicted model, not a curated record. Bases 1 to 1221 code for a protein of 406 amino acids.
AUGGAGAAACUCGGUUUAAAAAGCACUUUUCCGUAUGAAUAUGGCUUUGACUUUAAAACGACAAGACUGGAAAUUCUAAAUUCUACAAAAAGUGAAACAGCUCUUUUGUUUUCCGGUUUAAGUAGAAUUUUGGCCAGAAUUUUGAAAUACUCGUAUAAUUUUUUAGCUUCUUUUUCCCUCGCCAUCAAAGUUAUUACCGAAAGUGUGGCCACAGUCGGCUCCCGAGAGUAUGCUAACAGUUUACAGAUUGAUGCAACAGAAAGAGAUGACGAGGAAGAUGUUUGGGGAUCGAUAGUGCUCUUAGGGGUAAUUUUUAGCAGUUUAAUCUAUUCGUGUAGUGGAAAGAAUACUUUUAUGAAGAGGCGUGGUAACUCAACUGAAGGUGAUGAAUGUAGUUUCAAGGCCAGCAAACCUUUAUCAAUUAUAAUUAACAUUAUUGGAAAUAGUCCCAAUAACAAGGGUAUUUUUGUGGAAGAGAAAAAUUAUGAAAAGUUUAUGGAUUUACAUUUGAAGGAGUCUGUUUUCGACAUCUGUGUUCCAAGUGUAGUAGACUUCAGCCAAACUGAAAAAGUUUUUGUGCCUGAUGAUUUUGGCAGGCUCAGCCUUUCAAGUAACGAAAAUACAACGGAGGCAUUAGUACAGGCAACUCAGACACUUUCCGACAUUAAAGCACUGACAAACAGCACACUGACCAAUAGCGCGAGAGGAGAUUUUUUGAAAGAAACAGAAAGAAGUAUAAGUAAAGGAAAGGAAGUGGUUAAACAUUCCGUGGGAUACAAUAGAUCUCUGCUUCAUUACGCCAAAAAAUGUGUGCAUAAAAGAAAUGAAAUCAUGGGAGGAUUCCCUGUUCAAGAGAAUGCAGAUUCUGUGGGUAAGAAGAUUCAUAAUAUAUGUGAAUCUACUUUAAUUAUGGAGAACCGGCUAAGCAAUGAAGUUUUCCUGGCUUUGUUCGAGAGAGAACCUAUAUUUUUUAUUAGCAGCCUUUCAAUUGAAGAAAUGAGAGCAUAUGAAGAAAAACAAAAGCUAUUCGAUGAAAUGCCUCAUGGAGACCUUGGUUUUUAUGAUGAGAAUAAAAUUAUUACUAGAACCUACAAUUUGCUUAAAGUCGACAGUCAAAGAAAUUGGUCAAUGAAGCGUAAUAUUUCAGUUCCCUCUAAAAAAAUGGUAAUGAACGAAAAAGGCGCAGCCUCUACUUUGUUGUGGUACUCCACUCAUCUAUAG